Messenger RNA from Cicer arietinum (chickpea), 670 nucleotides. RefSeq lists its product as uncharacterized. The record is from RefSeq and is a predicted model, not a curated record. Lineage: Eukaryota; Viridiplantae; Streptophyta; Magnoliopsida; Fabales; Fabaceae.
CCUAAUCCCAUUUCUUCAUCAAACUCUCAACUCUUUCAAUUCAUUUCACCGAUUCAAAACUUUAUAACCGUUUAAUCUAUCUUCAUAUUCUUACAAUGGCUUCCUACACCGUUGUUUUUAUGCUAGUUGCUACAUUGUUGGUGAGUUCCACCUUUGCUCAAUCACCGGCAUCGUCUCCUGCUUCGUCUCCGACCAAUGCUCCCGUUGCAACUCCUUCAUCUUCUCAGGCUCCUGCUGUUUCUCCUUCCGCCAAGUCACCAGUUGCAUCUCCUCCUGUGCCUGUCACCAGCGCUCCUUCUCCUUCACCCUCCGUCGUCGACUCUCCACCAUCUCCUCCUCCUGCUUCCACUCCCGCUGGCGCUCCUGCAGUUACUCCAUCAUCGAUUUCUAACACUCCAACAGAAGCACCAACCCCUUCUCCAAAUGGUGCCGUUUUGAACAGAUUCAGUGUCGCUGGAUCUGCUGCUGUUGUCCUUUUCGCUGCUGCUUUGAUGAUGUAGAGACCCACGCUUUUUUUAAUUGAUUUUUUUUAUUUUGAUGAAUUUACAUGGAUCGUGAGUUCUUCAUUUUUUUUUGCUUUGUUCCGUCCCUUGAUGAAUCUCAUCUGAUUAUUUUUCUGUAAUCUAUUUAUCAUUUUUAUGAGUGAUACAUUUUAUUCUUUUAAUUACUA